CCGUCACCUAAAUCCGUCCGGUCCGUUCCUCUUUCUUCCUCCAGGUGUUCAGACUCAGAUGCGUCGGCUCGACAACUUAUGUUCAAUUUCUGAAUGAAACGGAGCCUUUAAUUCAUUUUCUUAUCAUUUACUUUAACGAGAUAAAAACCUGAAUUCCUCUGAACCUGAAAUAAAUAGUUGGAAUUUAAAAAAAAAUCUCGGGUUUUACUCGUCAUGGCGCCGGAGAUAAUUGCCCCGUCCGUCCGUCCUCAUGGACUCUGAGAAGGAGACGCUGGCGAAGGAGUCGAUCAAGAUGAUGAUGGAUAUGAUCCUCCUCUGUGCCACCCUGGCGCUCUCCCUCUUCUUCUGGGUCACCUCCCUCGUCAUGAGCUCCUUCUACGGGACGCUGCAGCCCGUGUCGCCAUGGCGAUGGCUGUCCUCCAUCUUGUUGCCCGUGGUGGUGACGCUGCGGGCGCUGAAGAGGCGGAGCCUGGACCGGUCCGGGGCGCUGGGAGCUCUCCUGGUGGGAUUCGUGUUGACGAUGGCAAACUACAGCUUCUUCUCGGCUCUGCUGACGUUCUACAUCACCUCCUCCAGGCUGACUCGCUGGGGGGGGGCGAAGAAGAAGAAGAUAGACGCCGAGUACAAAGAAGGCGGCCAGAGAAACUGGGUCCAGGUCUUCUGUAACGGGGGGGUCCCUACCGAGCUGGCUCUGCUCUACAUGAUAGAGGUGGGUCCAGGUGAGAUCCCCGUUGACUUCAGUAAACAAUACUCCGCCUCCUGGAUGUGCCUCUCGCUGCUGGGCGCGCUCGCCUGCAGCGCCGGCGACACCUGGGCGUCGGAGGUGGGGCCAGUGCUCAGCCAAUCACGGCCGAGGCUCAUCACCACCUGGAAGGAAGUGCCCACAGGAACUAACGGAGGAGUCACUCCCGUCGGAUUGGUCGCCAGCCUACUUGGCGGGACCGUUGUGGGCGUGGCCUACUUCAUAACGCAGCUCCUAACGGUCCCCGACCUCCACCUGUCGGACCCCCAGUGGCCAAUCGUGGUGUACGGGGGCGUGGCCGGCCUGGUGGGCUCGCUGCUGGACUCUUUCCUGGGAGCUCACAUGCAGUAUUCAGGCUUCGACUCGAGCAUCGGGAAGGUGGUGAGUUACGAGUCGGCCACCACCCAGUGGAUCUGCGGGAAGCCCAUCUUAGACAACAACGCCGUCAACCUGUUCUCCACGGUCCUCAUCGCCCUCGUCCUGCCCGGCCUGGCCUGGGGGAUGUGGCCUCGAUAGAGACUGGAUGAUGACGUAGUGAAAGGGAGGGGGAGGGGCAUCAACCCGGAAGUCGCCAUGUUGGAGGCGCUCAGCAAGGUAAACAAACUGAAGUGGAUGGUGGAAAAAUGGUGAAUUAUUGUCGUGUUUUUGACUGCACCAUGAAAAACUGUUGGGAUUUUAUGUUCUGCCAGAAGUUACCGUAGGAAAGGACGCGAUACAACAAUAAUUAACCAUUUCCCACCAUCUAAUUCAAGUGCCUUCAACAUGAAGACUUCCAGACUGAUGAGUCGUGGUGAAAAUGUUCUAUUAAAGUAUUUUGUUAAAAAAAAAAAAAUUGAUUUUUGGUUGUUGAAAUUUCUAUUAUUGUGACAAAAUAUCCUCGAGUUUCUUAAGGCUGUAGGUGUUUAACAUCUGCUGUUCACGUGUACAAAUAGAUUCUUUGAGAAA
Molecule: messenger RNA, 1687 nt
Organism: Mugil cephalus (flathead mullet)
Lineage: Eukaryota; Metazoa; Chordata; Actinopteri; Mugiliformes; Mugilidae
Gene: tmem19
Product: transmembrane protein 19
Exons: 8
Coding region: 251-1258 (335 amino acids)
Cellular component (GO): membrane
Source: RefSeq, a predicted model, not a curated record